GACGACCAACCGACAGCCAACAACUCAGACCCUCCCUCAUUUCCUCCAGACCCUCAAUCCUCCUCCUCACCUCCUCCAGCAACUCAGACCCUCCCUCAUCUUCCUCCAGACCCUCAAUCCUCCUCCUCACCUCCUCCAACAACUCAGACCCUCCCUCAUCUUCCUCCAGACCCUCAAUCCUCCUCCUCACCUCCUCCAACAACUCAGACCCUCCCUCAUCUUCCUCCAGACCCUCAAUCCUCUUCCUCACCUCCUCCAACAACUCAGACCCUCCCUCAUCUUCCUCCAGACCCUCAAUCCUCUUCCUCACCUCCUCCAACAACUCAGACCCUCCCUCAUCUUCCUCCAGACCCUCAAUCCUCUUCCUCACCUCCUCCAACAACUCAGACCCUCCCUCAUCUUCCUCCAGACCCUCAAUCCUCCUCCUCACCUCCUCCAACAACUCAGACCCUCCCUCACCUUCCUCUAGACCCUCAAUCCUCUUCCUCACCUCCUCCAACAACUCAGACCCUCCCUCAUCUUCCUCCAGACCCUCAAUCCUCUUCCUCACCUCCUCCAACAACUCAGACCCUCCCUCACACUCUCUAGACCCUCCAUAUUCCUCCUCCAUCUAGACCCUCAACCCUCCUCAUCUCCUCUCCCCCCCCUCCUCCUCUCCCCUCCCUCCUCCAUCCUCUCCUCCCCCCCUCCUCCCUCCUCUCCUUCCCCCCCCUCCUCCCUCCUUCCCUCCCCCCCUCCCCUCUGCAGCUCCUCGACCCAGCAGGGCCACAGAGUUAACAACUUUAUUUUUCUCUUUAUUUUUUAUUUUUAUAUUAGUCCUUACUUCAUUAAACGAGUAAAAUAGCACUUGAGACGGGAAGGUCACCGUUAGAGAGGAGACUGAAGAGAGUCCCUGUUGUUGUUGUUGUUGUUGUUUUUCUGUCCUGGUACAAGCGGUUCUGAAAUAUUCAUUAUGGUAUGUUGUUGUUUUUUUUGCUUUAUCCUCAAUAUCUUUAUCAGUUGGCUGGAUGUAUUGAGAUUUAUGUAAUUACAGAAAUUAACUUUUAUUACUGAUAAUGUUGACUAUUAGUUAUGGGAGGUGUUUUAUCUGUUUAUAGUGUCAUGCGAAUCAUUUGACGGGCGAUUUGGUAACGUGCCCUUUUGUUUGGGGGGGGGGGUUAGGGGGAUUAUCCACAUGGGGCAAAGGCGUGCAAAGUUUUACACCAUCGUGAUUCUGUCGUCAUGUUUUUGUCCUUGGACUGUACUUUUGUGCUGAAAUACUGUAACUGGAUCUCUGCAGCUAGCUGGUGGUUUUUAAUUUAAAAGAGAAAUGGGAGAUUUCACACUCGAUUCGUCCAUCGCUUCUCGAACCGAGAGCCCUAAAAUAAUAAAAAGAAGAUUGUCAGUGCUUGCAUGAGUUAACACUUUCUGUUCUUCACUAAAAAAGCGCCUCUGGUUUCGGAGGUUUUUCUUUCUUUGUUUUCUUCUCGUUUUGCUUCAUUGUGUGUAAACUUGGAGCUGAUUUGUACUACUGGAGAUCUGACUGGAGCCGCAGACAGGGAAUCUGUACGUUCUGACUGAAACACAGCAUGGAAUUAACAUUAAACGAUCUAAAUUAAACAUUA
Molecule: messenger RNA, 1604 nt
Organism: Gymnodraco acuticeps
Lineage: Eukaryota; Metazoa; Chordata; Actinopteri; Perciformes; Bathydraconidae
Product: extensin-like
Exons: 1
Source: RefSeq, a predicted model, not a curated record